GCUCAACCCAUCGACUUUGGUGAACUUGAGCAGCACGCGGUGAAACGAUUCCGAGAGCUUUUCACCGCUUCGCUUUCACCGCGACUUGCUCGGGACCAGGACCUUCGCCCUCGGAUCACAAACCUUCCUUCUUCCCUCUUUCUUCUUCGCUAGGAAGCUUUCUUUUCUCGUCAGUCGCAGUGCACAGCAUCAUACUGUCUUCGUCUUCGCGGUACAAAGCUAAAAUCUAAUCACAGACAUCAUGCCUUUCGGCCUCCAUCUCCGCAGCAAGCCGACCCUCGACUGGGCUCGCGACCUCACAGACAGCUCGACCGCGCACAUCCCGCGCGUCGUCGGCGACAUCAACCCCGCAAGCAACUUCCCGCACUCGCACGUGCGCAACGAGCAGAUAGGCGUCGGCUCCGAAGGAAAGGUGGAGCAGUGGACGUGGGCAAGCCCCGACCCGAGAUGGAUCCACCAUAGCUUCGUGGUGGCCGUCAAGAUGAUCAAGAACAGGGGGAAGAAGUUGCCGGCCGAAGCCGAGAUUUUGAAGAACCUACCUCUUCAUGACAAGAUCGUCCUCUGCUACGGUUUCGUCCAGAAGCAGCCCCAGCCAGACACUGACAGCAUAAUUCUGCAGUACUACCCGCUGGGCGACCUCUGGAGCUACAAGGAGCAGCUCUGGCGAGAGGACCAGGCUGUCGCGUCCGAGGGGCUGAUGUGGUCGAUCCUCAGCCAGCUAGCUUCGGCCGUUGCCUUUCUUCACGAGGGGGUCGGUGUCGCCGACCCGAAAGCUGCUGACUUCUGGAGACCAGUCGUCCACCGUGACAUCAAACGUAGGUCUCGUCUGCAUCGAGAAAGGGCUUCCUGGAGGCCUUCAGUCCCUCUUCCCUACUCAAGAACCCCUGCUAACAUGUGCCACCUUAUCGCAGUGCAGAACAUCUUCGUCGCGGACAUUGGAAAGAAAGACAACUGGAGCGACUUCAAGGUCAAGCUCGGAGACUUCGGGCUCUCAGCCUACUACGACGCGAAGAACAAGAAGAUGGCAGAGAACACGGGCACGACCAUUCUGUGGCCCCCGGAGCAGACCUGGGAGGGCCGAGAGGCAACGCCUGCGGGAGAUGUAUGGGCUGUCGGGUGCGUGAUACAUGAGCUCGCGCACGGCUUCCCGCCAGUCGAAGACCCGAACAUCACGGAAAGCGCAUGGAGGAAGGAGAAGGGCGUUCCGCAGUUCCCCCGCAACUGGACCGAGGACGUGAAGAAGAGUUUCUGGGCGGCGAAGUCGCCAAGGAAAGCCAUUCCGAUCAACCUUGUGUCCUUCAAGCAGGCCGACGACGCCAGGAGGAAGCGGCCGACGCCCAAGUUCUCCGAUGUGCUCAACGAGUGCAUGAUGCUCGCGUUGAGGAUGAACUUGGAGGAGAGAGCCACGGCUGGCGUGCUGAAGAGAAUGGUAGAGGAGGAGCACAAAGCCUUCUUGUUUGACGACCUCAGGCAGUAUAGCACAGCCAUGCAGACGGAGCGCAGUGGAUGGUAGCGCGAUGGAGAGUCCGCGGCCACCGGUAGUCCUCCACUAGCAAACGUACGGUUGAAAAG
Molecule: messenger RNA, 1572 nt
Organism: Trematosphaeria pertusa
Lineage: Eukaryota; Fungi; Ascomycota; Dothideomycetes; Pleosporales; Trematosphaeriaceae
Product: kinase-like protein
Exons: 2
Coding region: 242-1513 (423 amino acids)
Biological process (GO): protein phosphorylation
Molecular function (GO): protein kinase activity; ATP binding
Source: RefSeq, a predicted model, not a curated record